Molecule: messenger RNA, 1161 nt
Organism: Epithele typhae
Lineage: Eukaryota; Fungi; Basidiomycota; Agaricomycetes; Polyporales; Epitheliaceae
Exons: 1
Molecular function (GO): protein binding
Source: RefSeq, a predicted model, not a curated record
GCCGACGCGCCAUUCAACCGUCCUUCAGCAGACACUAUACUCCGCACCGCUGACCACGUCGACUUCCACGUGCAUCGCAUCAUCCUCAUCCAAGCAUCCCCCUUCUUCGCCGACAUGUUCUCACUGCCGCAACCGCAGAACGUCGUGCAGGACGCUCCGGUCAUUGACGUAUCUGAGGACAGCAAGACCCUGCGUCAUCUUCUCCAGAUAUGCUAUCCCACCGAUCGCCCGGUGCUCGAGUCCUUGGACGACCUCGUGCCUGUCCUAAGGGCGGCGAUGAAGUAUUCCAUGGACUGGCUGGCCAAAACGCUGUCCAAGUCCUUCAUCGCUGCCAUUCCUCAAUUCCCAUUCCAGGUGUGGGCACACGCUUGUCGUUCGGAUCUCCCCGAGGUGGCGAGGCAGGCGAUCGCAGAGAUCAAAGGACGCAGCACAGAGACGAUCACGGCGACCGGCGUCCUGGACAGUUUACUGCAGGACGCGGGGCUCGGAGCGCUUGAGGGCAUAAGCUCUGGUACUUACUACCGCCUUCGGGAGUGCCUCCGCGACGGCGACCAGUCCACCUUCACUGUCGAACCUCUCCCCAAUCCCCUGCCCGCACAGGAAGUAUUUUCAUGCAUCACCGAGCCUCCCCCCGAUGUAGCCUUCAAGUGCUCGGACGAUGUGGUGAUACACGCACACAAAGUGAUAGUCGCUCUCCACAUCCCCGACCUACUUCCUCCUCAAGGAACGCAAUCGUUGCCCUGCGGCACCGCGGACGAAUCCGAACCACUCCAAACUAUCCCUAUUUACGGCACCAGCAUGCGCUCCGCGACGUUGUCCGAUCUGCUGCGAGCAUGCUACGGCGGCGCUCCCGCCAUACCCGCCGACACCGUUGCCGUAGCUCGAAUGCUGCUCGAAUGCCAGAAGUCUCACAUCACUACGCAUCUCGCGACACUCGUGAAGAAGCAGUGGGACGACCUCGCGUCUUCGUCCCCGUUAGCAGCGUACUUCGCCGCGGUCCAGCAAGGGUUACCGCCGGAGAUCAUACAGGCUGCCGCUCGGAACACCUUGGACAUCGCGCUGCCCCGAGGAUACACGCCGUGCAUGGAGGACGUGCCCGCUUCCGCCUAUCACUUUCUGUUGCAGUUCCACUCCGCGGCAACGGAGGCUGCAAGCGGACAG